Urocitellus parryii (Arctic ground squirrel) is the source of this 1841-nucleotide messenger RNA. RefSeq names its product tetraspanin 7 (gene Tspan7). Lineage: Eukaryota; Metazoa; Chordata; Mammalia; Rodentia; Sciuridae. The record is from RefSeq and is a predicted model, not a curated record. Gene Ontology annotation, cellular component: plasma membrane.
UCCCCCCUCCCGCGCGCCCGCCCUCCGCCUGCCGCCACCGCCGCCGCCGGAGCUCUGUAGUAUGGCAUCGAGGAGAAUGGAGACCAAACCUGUGAUAACCUGUCUCAAAACCCUCCUCAUCAUCUACUCCUUCGUCUUCUGGAUCACUGGGGUGAUCCUGUUGGCUGUUGGAGUCUGGGGAAAACUUACUCUGGGCACCUAUAUCUCCCUUAUUGCCGAGAACUCCACAAAUGCUCCCUAUGUGCUCAUCGGAACUGGCACCACUAUUGUCGUCUUUGGCCUGUUUGGAUGCUUUGCUACAUGCCGUGGUAGCCCAUGGAUGCUGAAGCUGUAUGCCAUGUUCCUGUCCCUGGUGUUCCUAGCUGAGCUCGUUGCUGGCAUUUCAGGGUUUGUGUUUCGUCAUGAGAUCAAGGACACCUUCCUGAGGACUUACACGGAUGCUAUGCAGAACUACAAUGGCAAUGAUGAGAGGAGCCGGGCCGUGGACCACGUGCAGCGCAGUCUGAGCUGCUGUGGUGUGCAGAACUACACCAACUGGAGCACCAGCCCCUACUUCCUGGAGCAUGGCAUCCCCCCCAGUUGCUGCAUGAACGAAACCGACUGUAACCCCCAGGAUCUCCACAAUCUGACUGUGGCCGCCACCAAAGUUAACCAGAAGGGUUGUUAUGAUCUGGUGACCAGUUUCAUGGAGACGAACAUGGGGAUCAUCGCUGGAGUGGCGUUUGGAAUUGCAUUCUCCCAGUUGAUUGGCAUGUUGCUGGCCUGCUGUCUGUCCCGGUUCAUCACGGCCAAUCAGUAUGAGAUGGUGUAAGAAGUCUUUCAAGAGCGAUGGAAUAAGAGACCUGUUUUAAAAAGGAACUGCAGCAAUCUCUGAAAGACUUCCAAAGAAUGUUAGAGCACAGUACAUAAUACACCUGCCCUGCUCCUGCUACCCCUACCCCAAAUCCUACCCACCCACCCCCUGCGUGCAACUGACACUCCUACCCAGUCUCUCUCAUCUUUCCACCGGCAUCAUGUGUAGUGUCCAUCUUGUGAAGCCCUGUUGUGCCACAGAGUGUAGCCAGGCCCCCUGCGGCUAGUCCUAGUGAUCCCUGCCCUGAGGCCCCAUGCGUGCCAGCUCCUUCACGUGUACUUGGUCCACCUGCAGCUCAUCGUAGGUCACUGGUUAUCACACCAUCACUGGCCCCUUGGAGUCCUGCAUGUAGUAUGGGAAACUCCUGUUAGCCCCUGACCGUGGUGGAUAAAUGCCACAUACCUUUACGUAGAUAAGCAGAUGCUAGUUAUCUGUUCUUUUGACUUAAUCUCAUUUGGUUUAGUUUUCCCUUUACUAAAAUGCUUUCCUACCUUCUUUAAGCUGCCUAGGACAGGUAAAGAGACACACUAGUAAUUGUUCCUACGGAGAAGAAAGCAUGUGUCACGCAUGAGGAUAUGGUCUUGGAGCGUUAGGUAGCCUCCUUGCUCGUUAUUGUUCCAUACCUGGGUAUGUAGAGACAGUUUAGUGCGCCUAUGCCUCUCAGUUGAAACCUGUAUAAUCCUGUUACAAUGCUGUUGUUGCUUCCUGUGAAGGCAAUGAUAUUACUUUUGUUUUUCCCCAAUGAAUUGCUGUUGUGUUACUUUACUUCUUCUUCUUGUAUUUUUCCUGUAUUUUUUUUUCUUGCAUUGACAUUACAGACUUUAAGGACCUCAUCAGAUCAAUUGAAAAAUGAGUGUGAAGGGGGAACAAAAGUCAAAAUAUUUUUAAAAGAUCUUUAAAAAUAAUGCCUCUGUCUAGCAUGCCAACACGAAUGCAUUGAUAUUGUGAACAUUUGUGAUAUAUGUAUUAAUAAAUAGAGCAAUUACAA